AUGGUGAACGUUCCUCAAGAAUACAAAAAUGAAGAUAAUGCUCCGAUCGUUUACAUUUCUGGAGUAUGUUCACACGAAGACUUCCAUGAUGCUCGAGCCGGUUUCGGUAUUGACUGGGGUCCAAAUUACUCUUUCUGCAAAGGAGGACCAUCUCUCGGAGCGAAGACCACAAUAAGAGCAUAUCUCACCGCAGUUUUGACUGUCCUUGAAACGGCUCUCGCGAAUGACAUUUCUGCAAUCUGUAUCCGACAUCAGUCCGAAAAAUUACAAAAGGAGAUGAGAAUGUUGGACCAUACUCGGAAUUUGUGUAACAAUGUUCAGCUAAACGGCUCACUCAACGUUGACAUUCUAGAGGAUAUCAGAGCAUUAAUGCCACAACUCAAGGUGAAUAUAGAGAGAAAACAUUCUGACUUCUUCUCUCUCUUCAAAACAGCAGAUAUUUCUGCAAAACGUGUGGCAGGAUUGCAUUCAACCGCUGCCGAACCACUAAACGACAAACACUAUGAAAACGGAGUCAGAAUUGUCGAUGUUCAUGGAAAAUGCAACGAUCGUCAUAAAAAUCCUAUUGCUGGAUACGGAGUUUUCUGGGACUAUAAUGACCCGAGGAACCGUAGCGGAAUUUGUGGAGGUCGAGCUAACACUAAUCAGGCGUACUUCACAGCACUCUACUUUGCACUUCUAACGGCACACACUUCUAAUCACGACGAAAUAAUAAUUCGCACUCGCUCUGAUACAAUUCGCUGCUAUCUCAAAGAAAGACAAGCCAAUAAAUUAAAAACUCAAUGCUCUCGACUUUACCAAGAACUUAAUCAACUGAGAAGUCGAUUCAAGAAACUAGAAUGUGUGUACGUUGAAAGAAAUGUUCGAGGAGUGAGAGGACUGGCAGAAGCAGAGCAGCUGUCGAUUAUUGCAAGAUACCAGACAGCACAUGUCAGCAUUUGUGGAAUCGAAACUUCGUCAGAUCGAAUUGGUCGUUAUGGAAUAUUUUGGGGUGAGGGAGACGAGAAGAACUCUUUCGGGUGGUUUGGCGGAUAUCACAGUCAAUUGUGUUUGGAAAUUGCAGCUCUAGUCAUAGCUGUCCGACAGGCCAUAGAAAAAGGUUGUAUGCAUCUGACUGUUUACACCGAUUCUGAUACACUUCUGCCGUACUUGACAACAUGGAGACAAAUAUUCAAAGCUGAUAAUUGGCCGCCACUGACUAUCAAUCAUGAGACAUGUGUUAAAAACUCUAAGAUUCUCGAUGGGCUUCUAAAAAUGAUUACUGUAGAAGCACGAAGCGGACACGAAGCGUUCAUAAAGGGGGCAAGAGAACAGGCCGAAUUAGUAGAAGGUUGCACACAAGUUCAAACCUUUGGAAUGCUGAUUCCAGGAAACAAUGAGCCAACCGCGAAAUACGGAAUUUAUUGGGAACAUAGAGAUGAGAAGAAUUUCGUAGAAAUUAUCCCAGUAGAGCAUUGUCUGAAAAGAACGAAAUUAACAGCUGUACGAGUAGCUUUAGAGACGGCUCUGAAGCAUCACAUCACAAGACUCAUUGUGAAGACUGAUCUCGAAAAGCAUGAGGAAAUCGAGAAUGAAAUAGCUGCAGAGAUUCAAUACCUCUCAACAAGAUUCGAGUACAUCGAAUAUCAAGUUCACGACGCAUCGAACUUCUAUCGUCAGCAUAAGGACCUAUCAUAG
Molecule: messenger RNA, 1677 nt
Organism: Caenorhabditis remanei
Lineage: Eukaryota; Metazoa; Nematoda; Chromadorea; Rhabditida; Rhabditidae
Exons: 10
Coding region: 1-1677 (558 amino acids)
Molecular function (GO): nucleic acid binding
Source: RefSeq, a predicted model, not a curated record